Myiozetetes cayanensis is the source of this 2232-nucleotide messenger RNA. RefSeq names its product adenosine monophosphate deaminase 1 (gene AMPD1). Gene Ontology annotation, cellular component: cytosol. The transcript has 16 exons. Gene Ontology annotation, molecular function: AMP deaminase activity. Gene Ontology annotation, biological process: AMP metabolic process; IMP salvage. The coding region runs from base 1 to 2232 and encodes 743 amino acids. NCBI's taxonomy places the organism in Eukaryota, Metazoa, Chordata, Aves, Passeriformes, Tyrannidae. The record is from RefSeq and is a predicted model, not a curated record.
AUGUCCCGGGGGAGAAUUCCAGCGGAAGACAAACAGAUGGACGAGUCCAUGCGCUCCUUCGCGGAGAAGAUCUUCGCCUCCGAGGUGAAAGACGAGGAGGUCAAGGGAGAAACAUCUCCCUUCGAUAUGGAGGAGAUCUGCCCCAUCUCCCGGAAAGAAAUGACAGUGCACAUGAUGCUGCAGGAGAGCAAUGUCACCGUGGAGAAGAGGAAGAAGCACCAGCUCCGCCUGAAGACAGUUGCGUUGGCCCUGCCACUGCUUAAGAAGUCUGUAAGCAGCCUGUCUGGCAUUGAUGAGGUCAUCUCCACCUCCCCUGAGUACCAGGCUGUGCCUGACUUCCAGAGGGUCCAGAUCAGUGGGGAUUAUGCCUCUGGGGUGACAGUGGAAGAUUUCGAGGUGGUCUGCAGAGGUUUGUACCGUGCCCUGUGCAUCCGGGAGAAGAACAUGCAGCGCUCCCUGCAGAGGUUCCCCAAGACCCCAUCCCAGUACCUGUGUGCCAUCGAGGCCUGUGCAUUCUGGAAUUCUCCUUUUGGUCCAGUGUUCAGCCCACCAGUGAAGGAAGGACAGGAUCCCUUUGAAACUGGGAGUCUCCCUGAGGACCUGGGAUACCACGUGCAGAUGAAGGAUGGGGUGGUUUAUGUCUAUGCUGACAAGGCAGCAGCUGAGAGAAACGAGCCAAAGGACCUGCCCUACCCCAGCCUCGAGGACUUUGUGGAUGACAUGAACUUCCUCUUGGUCCUGAUUGCAAAGGGGCCUGUUAAGACCUACACUCACCGGCGCCUCAAGUUCCUCUUGUCCAAGUUCCAAGUGCAUGAAAUGCUCAAUGAGAUGGAGGAGAUGAAGGAGCUGAAGAACAACCCGCACCGGGACUUCUACAACUGCCGCAAGGUGGACACUCACAUCCACGCUGCAGCCUGCAUGAACCAGAAGCAUCUGCUGCGUUUCAUCAAGAAAUCCUACCGCGUGGACGCCGACCGCGUGGUCUACAACGCCAAGGGCAAACAGCUCACCCUGAAACAGCUCUUCCAGCAGCUCGAUCUGCACCCCUACGACCUGACAGUGGAUUCCCUGGAUGUCCAUGCUGGCCGACAGACGUUCCAGCGCUUCGACAAGUUCAACGACAAGUACAACCCCGUGGGGGCCAGCGAGCUGAGGGAUCUCUACCUGAAGACAGAGAACGCCAUCAACGGCGAGUACUUUGCCACCAUCAUCAAGGAGGUUGGCUCCGACCUGGAGGAAGCCAAGUACCAGCACACGGAGCCUCGGCUCUCCAUCUACGGGCGGUCAGAGGAGGAGUGGGCCAAGCUGGCCAGGUGGUUCAACACCCACCGGGUCUACUCCCCCAACAUGAAGUGGAUGAUCCAAGUGCCCAGGAUUUAUGAUGUGUUCAGGUCUAAGAAUUUCCUGCCCAGCUUUGGGAAAAUGCUGGAAAAUAUCUUUGUUCCUGUGUUUGAGGCAACUGUCAAUCCUCAAGCCCACAAAGAGCUGAGUGUCUUUCUACGCCACAUCACCGGCUUCGACAGCGUGGAUGAUGAAUCCAAGCACAGUGGACACAUGUUCAGCACCAAAAGCCCAAAGCCAGAGCAGUGGACUUCUGCAAAGAACCCAUCCUACACCUACUACAUCUACUACAUGUACGCCAACAUCCUGGUGCUGAACAACCUGCGCAGGCAGCGUGGGAUGAACACGUUCCUGUUCCGCCCGCACUGCGGCGAGGCCGGGGCCAUCACACACCUGCUUGCAGCCUUCAUGACAGCAGAUAACAUCUCCCACGGCCUCAACCUCAAGAAGAGCCCGGUGCUGCAGUAUCUGUACUUCCUCGCCCAAAUCCCCAUUGCCAUGUCCCCACUCAGCAACAACAGCCUCUUCCUGGAGUAUGCCAAGAAUCCAUUGCUUGACUUCCACCAGAAAGGGCUCAUGGUGUCCCUUUCCACAGAUGACCCCAUGCAGUUCCACUACACCAAGGAGCCCCUGAUGGAGGAGUACGCCAUCGCCGCCCAGGUCUUCAAGCUCAGCACCUGUGACAUGUGUGAGAUCGCCAGGAACAGCGUCCUGCAGUGUGGCCUGUCCCACGAGGAGAAAGUCAAAUUCCUGGGCGAAAACUACCGGGAAGACGGGCCUCAUGGCAACGACAUCCGGAAGACGAACGUGGCCCAGAUCCGCGUGGCCUAUCGCUACGAGACCUGGUGCUACGAGCUCAACCUCAUCGCCGAGGGGAUGAAGAACGAAUAG